GUGACCGUGCGCCACGCCAUGCGCUAUGGCAGCACAUCCAUACCCGAACAACUCGACCAAUUGAAAGCCGAUGGCGUGAACCGCGUCUUGAUUUUGUCAGCUUAUCCACAGUAUUCAGCCACCACCACCGCCAGUGUGCUGGAUGCUGUUUACAACUGGGCUGGCAAAAUUCGCAAUGUGCCCGAACUGCGCUUUGCCAACCAUUAUCAUGAUGAUGCAGGUUACAUCAGUGCAUUAGAGCAAAGUGUGCACCAAUACUGGCAAGUGAAC
This is a messenger RNA of Darwinula stevensoni, 270 nucleotides long. NCBI's taxonomy places the organism in Eukaryota, Metazoa, Arthropoda, Ostracoda, Podocopida, Darwinulidae. The record is from the annotation of a GenBank genome assembly.